Molecule: messenger RNA, 560 nt
Organism: Acaulospora colombiana
Lineage: Eukaryota; Fungi; Glomeromycota; Glomeromycetes; Diversisporales; Acaulosporaceae
Source: the annotation of a GenBank genome assembly
GCGCAUCGUCUAUUCCCAAUACCAAAGAUGAGUUAGACUUCAUCCGGCAACGCUUCGCCGGUCGCGACCAUAUGGUGCUCGAAGGUGAGGCGGGUACGAAGAGACAGGUGAUGAGAGCGAUGGAAGAGUGCAACUGGCUUCAUUUGGCAUGUCACGGGAUCCAAGAUUCAGAUGAACCAACAAAGAGUGCACUUGUUCUCGAAGACGGCCAUCUCACGCUCGAGGAAAUCAUAAAACUCGACCUUCCUCGAGCCGAGUUUGCGUUCUUAUCCGCUUGCCAAACAACAGCAGGAGAUGAGGAUCUGUCAGAAGAAGCCGUUCAUAUCGCAGGUGGGAUGCUCUUGGCUGGGUAUCGGAGUGUGGUCGCGACGAUGUGGUCUAUUCAAGACGAGCUCGCGCCGAAGGUGACGGACGAGUUCUAUAGGCAUGUCAUGGAAGAAGGAAAGCGACCUGACCCUACGAAGGCAGCAGAAGCACUGCAUGUAUCAGUCCAAAAGCUUCGCCAACACCCGGGCGUUCGGCUUAUAGACUGGGUUCCAUUCGUUCAUCUUGGAAUCUAG